This is a messenger RNA of Alternaria rosae, 1024 nucleotides long. RefSeq lists its product as uncharacterized. NCBI's taxonomy places the organism in Eukaryota, Fungi, Ascomycota, Dothideomycetes, Pleosporales, Pleosporaceae. The record is from RefSeq and is a predicted model, not a curated record. The coding region runs from base 476 to 1024 and encodes 182 amino acids. The transcript has a single exon.
CGAACUCGCUGCUGUGGGUAGGUUUGGUGUAAGAGUGGGGAAUACAGAUGUGUGCGUUGAGUUUUACUAUAGUAAUGUCAGCAUUCGGCGUCAGGACGAGAGACUGUGGGGUUGACUACGUAGCAGUAUGUGGAGUCGUUGUCCAUGCGUAAGCAGCAUAUGUUGCCGCGGGGCUUUUAUAUCGAAUCGUACCCAACAUCGUUUGCGGGUCCUUCCAUGAAGAGUACAUUCCCAGACUGCGCAGCUCGACUUCACGCUACAAUGUUCAUUUGUAGCUUUGAGGAAGGGACGCAGAUUACAUCCUCUCAGCAGUCACGUACUAGCAGUUCAAUACCUCACUCUGACUUCUCCAAUCCUCAAUGCUGUGGUAGGUGAUAAAUAGAUCCAGCAUGCAUGAUCCAAAACCAGCUUCGCGAUCAUCUCUACCAUAUCUCUGAUACCCCACCCCUGGCUCGUCAGAGUAUCCUAGAGUGUAAUGUCUGCAAACGCGCGUCUAGCAGCUCUCGAGGCUCUCGCCCGUGAGAACCAAGAAGAGAUAGAGGAACUAAGCCAUACGAACAGGCUACUCAACAAUCAGAACAUCAAGACGCAAGAAGAACUCGCCAAGUUGGAAGAGGAUGUCAGCAAUGUAUACCCCGACUUCGAUACGAGGCGUAGCAACGCCUUGAACUUUCAAAGCGACCCCUCACCACCUCUUCAUGAUCCAUGCGUCACUAGAAAUGUCUCCCACGCUCGUCCACUCUUGGAUCAGCGUCCACCACCAGGGCCGUUGCCGACACCAUUCUACAUGACUGCCCGCGACGCCCCACGACUAUAUUUAGAGUUCGUGAUACUAGGAUCCAAGAGCGAGACGUUGAGGUUAGCUGUAAACAAUAUAGAUCUGGCCUUCAUAUUACAGCAGACAUUGCGACGGAGAGAGUGGGGCGAAGCGACGACGGAGAGGGCUGUCGAGAAUUUCCUAGAGCAGCCGAUGAUGAAGGUUACGUGGACGAGUAGAGAGGGGGAAUUCGGAAAUUUGACGUAG